Molecule: messenger RNA, 1013 nt
Organism: Danio aesculapii
Lineage: Eukaryota; Metazoa; Chordata; Actinopteri; Cypriniformes; Danionidae
Gene: eif4e2rs1
Product: eukaryotic translation initiation factor 4E family member 2 related sequence 1
Exons: 7
Coding region: 164-856 (230 amino acids)
Biological process (GO): translational initiation
Cellular component (GO): cytoplasm; eukaryotic translation initiation factor 4F complex
Molecular function (GO): RNA 7-methylguanosine cap binding; translation initiation factor activity
Source: RefSeq, a predicted model, not a curated record
GGUUGGCUUCAGUGUAGCAUGUUGUAGAGUUUGUUCUCUGCUCAUUGAAUUAAACACACAAACAUCUAAUAGUUUGCCAUAUUAAUUAUUAUUAAAAAUAUUAUAAAGCGUGUUUACAUAUCGAGGUUUUCGUUGGAAGAAGGAGCAGGAACGACAACGCGGAAUGAAUCAGUUUGAACAUUUAAAGGAGGAAGACUGUGGUGACCAUGAGGAGAUGAAGGACAAUAAUGAGAGCGAUAGAGCAUCAAUUAACAACAACAAUAACAACAUCAGACGCAAGAUGGUGACUCCGGCUGCAGGUGAACACCCGCUGCAGUAUAACUACACGUUCUGGUACUCGCGCCGGACGCCCAGCAGACCUGCUAACACACAGAGCUACGAGCAGAACAUCCGGCAGAUGGGAACCGUGGCCUCGGUGGAGCAGUUCUGGAAGUUCUACAGUCAUCUUGUCCGACCUGGAGAUCUGACAGGACACAGCGACUUCCACCUGUUCAAAGAGGGAAUCAAACCCAUGUGGGAGGACGAGGCCAAUAAGAACGGUGGGAAGUGGAUCAUCCGUCUGAGGAAGGGUCUGGCGUCUCGUUUCUGGGAGAACAUCAUCCUGGCCAUGCUGGGCGAGCAGUUCAUGGUGGGUGAGGAGAUCUGCGGGGUGGUCGUGUCCAUCCGCUUCCAGGAGGAUAUUUUGUCCAUCUGGAAUAAAACAGCCAAUGAUCAGGUGACCACAUCACGGAUACGGGACACCUUGCGGCGCGUGCUGAACCUGCCGCCAAACACCAUCAUGGAGUACAAGACGCACAACGACAGUCUGAAGUAUGUCUCACUAAGCAUGGGCCGGUUUAAGAUUCUGACGGGAUAACUCCAGCUUCCGGAACACCAAGAUCACUUUGUGAAAUCCUGGAGUAGUUUUCAUAUGGACACUUUCCUUUAUACACCCUCAGAAACAUCAGCCUGUGCGUCACACCGACGGAAUGAACCAGAGCAAAUGCGUGUGUUUGUGUGUGUGUGUGUGUGUG